AGCCGCAUGUCAAAACACACAUUUCAAAUUUUUCGACGCCGCACCGGCUUGUUCCCACAAAAAACAAACCAAGCAUGGAAGUAUAUACAUUUGAAAAAUCAUACCUGGAGCGCCUCAAAGAAGCCGAGGCGGUGCUGUCCUGGGAUGGAGAUGUUAUGCCCGCCUCCCAAGUGCGUUCCGAGUGGAAAUCCUUUGUGGAGCUGCGAAUUGAGCCAGCAGGUUGGCAAGCGAUCUGGAAAAUACCUCGCGUCAUCUGCGAGGAUCUCAAGUUACGGUAUCCGACCAUUGUCUAUGGCUAUGUGGACCAGGUGAUAUUCGACGAACUGAAGGCUGUGUUUGUGGUCACGGCCGUGCAGGACAACGAUGUCCACCUGCCGGAGAGCAACGAGGUGUCCUUGGUGGAGCUGUGGCCCACCGUCAAGCAGGAGAACGAUGCUCUGAAUGUGGACACCACAGCGGAGUGCAUAGAUCGGCUGCGCUUCUUUUACUCGCACGUCUGGAUGCCGUGGGACAAGGACUACGACGACGAUCGCGAUUGGGUGCAAAUGCACCUGCAGGCGCGCAUUCAGCUGGCCUGUGAUCUGAGCAAGAACAAGCUGUCGCGCCCCCUGGCCUUGCACAUGCGCACGCUCCUCAUGGAGGCCAUGUACAUACAGCAGCGUCUGGAGUAUUUGGAACUAGAUCUGAGCGAUGCCGAGGUGGAGAGCGAUGACGAGGCCGUCGAGCUGAAUGACAAUGCCGCCGAGCCGGCCAGGAAACAGCCCAAGACGGGCGGCAGUGCCAACGGCAGCUUGAAUGUGUCCGCAUUGCCGGUGACGGAUCUGAUGUGCCUGCACCUGCGCAUGGCCAUUAUACGCAGUGAGUUUGAGAUCCUUGAGAAUCCCGAAAUGAGGCGCGCCUACAGUGAGCUGCAGUCCAACUCCCUGAAGCGUCAGCUCCUGCAACUAAGCGCAGGCAGACCGUCGGAGCUUCCCCUGACGGAGCGUACUCCCAUUUGCCAUGUGGUCACAGUGCCGGGCACUCUGCAGCAGCAGAUGGACUUGCUGACGCUGGCCAAGGAGCAAGUGCAGCCGGACAGGCAGGUUCAGCUGGCCAACACCUUGCAGGAUGUGCUGAGCAUCUGCCGGAGCGACGAUGACAUCUUGCUCUCACCCGGCGAGCACACAAUCAAAUUCCUCGAGCACCUCAACGACAACGGCAGCCUCAAGGGGCUCGUCAAGUCCGAGGCCAUACUGGUGGCGCAACCACAGCUGCCACAGUUGCCCGUAGUCUGCUCCAGCGAUGAGGGCAGCACUCUGCUGGUCAUCGAUGGCGACUACACGCUCUCGCGCCUGGUGCUCGACUGUCGUCAUGUCCGGCGUGGCAUUCUGCUGCGCAACGGCACGCUCACCGUGCACGGGUGUCGUCUGCUGGGCGACGGCAACUCCAGCACUCAGGAAGGUAUUGUUUGCAUGCCAAAUGCCAGCGUAGAGAUGCGCAGCUGCGUCAUUGAGAACUUUGCCGUGGGCAUUUCGCUGCGACCGCAGUCCAGCGCAGAGCUGGGCAAUGUCCAAGUGAAAAACUGCAAUACGGGAGUGGAGCUGCUGGACACGACAGUCGCGUUGAAUCUACAGGGUAGCAAGUGCAGCUUUGACGGCUGCAAAGUAGGAAUAAUGGCCGAUAAACUGGCUUUGCCCGACAAAGAUGAUAAGGCGCUGAUCCUAAAGCAAUACAGCGAACUUAAGCGCUACAACGACAGCUUGUGGCUGGGGAAUUGCAAUUUCGUGGAUUGCACCAGAAAUGUGCGAGUUUUCAAUGAAUCUGAUCAGCUGCUGGCUCAGCGUUCGCAGCAACGCCUCCUAGAGGAAGAGCUGGAGGGCGAGAAUAAGGAAAACAUUGAAACUGCCUAAGGACAACGAAUCGAAUGCUUACAACAAUCAACACACACAGUUUACGGUUAAGAAGAAGGCACAAAUAAACAUAAAAGCGAAA
Drosophila obscura is the source of this 1971-nucleotide messenger RNA. RefSeq names its product protein nessun dorma (gene nesd). The record is from RefSeq and is a predicted model, not a curated record. Gene Ontology annotation, biological process: male meiosis cytokinesis; spermatogenesis. NCBI's taxonomy places the organism in Eukaryota, Metazoa, Arthropoda, Insecta, Diptera, Drosophilidae.